Nilaparvata lugens (brown planthopper) is the source of this 1332-nucleotide messenger RNA. It is a transcript of the gene bai, whose product is annotated as transmembrane emp24 domain-containing protein bai. The transcript has 5 exons. The record is from RefSeq and is a predicted model, not a curated record. Gene Ontology annotation, cellular component: Golgi apparatus; COPII-coated ER to Golgi transport vesicle; endoplasmic reticulum. Bases 521 to 1153 code for a protein of 210 amino acids. Gene Ontology annotation, biological process: endoplasmic reticulum to Golgi vesicle-mediated transport; intracellular protein transport; Golgi organization. Lineage: Eukaryota; Metazoa; Arthropoda; Insecta; Hemiptera; Delphacidae.
AUUGCAUUCAUAUUAUUUACACUGGUAAAUAAUUUAUUCUUUCAGUAGUUUUUAAGGAAAUUUCUCACCUACUUAUAUAAAGUAUAUUUUUAUAAUUUAUUUUUAUUCUUCACAACUGAGUCAGCAAUACAAAUUAAUCGAUUUGAUUUGUCAAUAUGGGAUACAAUCGAGUAUCGAAGUGAAGUUCCAACACAACAAUGCUCAACGUUUGCAUUUUUUGUGAAUAAAUUUUUCCGUCUGCUGCUGAAUAGUUUAUUAUUCAAUGCCGGAAUAAAUUAGUAAAUAUUAUGUGUUGUAAAGGAUUAGAAACAUUUUUAGUGCUAGUUCAAUGCUAUACAUAAAUUGAAAUAUCGAGUUUGUUAUAAUACACUGUAUCAGUGUGUGAACUUACAGAACUUUCACCGUUUUACCAAUCUAUCAAUCAGAUUAGAACAAUAUCAAGAUUUUUAUGUGUUUAUCUUUCUAAUUGUUUAUUUAUAACUUCUCCACGUCAGUUAUAAAUUAUAUUACAUCAGCCGUAAUGGAGACUUUAGUAUACUGCUUGUAUUUCAUAUUUUUAACCUCAAUUUUUUCUAGUGUCAAUAGCCUACGUUUUCAUCUCAAUCCAAAUUCGGUGAAAUGCAUCAAAGAAGAAAUAAGACAGAAUGUACUCACUGUGGGUGAAUUUGAGGUUACAGAAAUUCAUGGCCAAAAAGUGGAUUAUAUUGUAACUGACAGUAAAGGACAUAUUUUAGCCCAGCACCAAGACAUUGGUAAGGAGAGAGGAAAAUUCACGUUUGUUACCGAAACUUACGACAUGUUUGAAGUUUGCUUCACAUCGCGUGUUCCACCUCAUGUGAGAGGUGAAAUGCACGAGGUCUACUUGGUAAUCAAACGAGGUGUAGCGGCUAAAAGUUACGAAGGACUUGGCGAAGCAGCAAAAUUGAAGCCUAUGGAGGUUGAACUGAAAAAGCUGGAGGAUCUGUCAGAGUCUAUCGUUCAGGAUUUCGUACAGAUGAGAGAAAGAGAAAUAGAGAUGCGUGAUACUAAUGAAUCGACGAACAACAGAGUGCUCUACUUCAGCAUUUUCAGCAUGUGUUGUCUGCUCGGCCUCGCCACGUGGCAGGUGCUCUACUUGCGGCGAUUCUUCAAAGCUAAGAAACUCAUCGAAUAGAAACACUCGAGUGAAUGAGCGAAAGAGAGGUGGUUCAAUUCUUACUACUUGUGUAUAUAAUUUUUUCGUAGUGAUGUUUGAUUGUGGAAAUAAGUUUGUUUUUGUAAUUUCAAAUAACUAUCACUUCUGACUUUGUAUUGUUGGUUGGCUUCUCGAAUAAAAUGUUUCAGAAUAAAUUA